AUGGCAAUUUCCAAUGGUGUCAAUGGCCAUACUAAUGGCACUGGCUCGUCAUCGAAGAACGGCAAAGUCUCUACUUUGUCUAACACAAUCUCAUCGACGUUGUCUGAUCUUUUUGACGAAAAUAUCACUGCCAAAAUACUCUAUGCCGCGGAGAGCGGACUGAUAGAUAAUAAUCCACCAGUCGCCUAUCCAGAGUAUGUCCCCCAGACUGGACCAGACACUGGCAAAUAUGUCCUUCGAGAAAAGCUCUUUUGGACAUGUGGUUUCUUUCCAGGCUCCAUAUACUCUCUGAUUGAGCGCAUGACCAAAUUUCCGCAAGCGUCACCCGGUAGUUCCAAAAAGCAGCAGCUUCUAAAGCAAUUACUCACAGUCGGACGGGCUUGGUCUGACCCACUGCACAACUACGCGAAACGAACAGACACACACGACAUGUCUUUUAUGAUUCAGCCGUCGAUGAGAGUGCGCUGGGAGGUUCUACAUGAUCUGGACGCUCUACAGUCUGUCAUAACGGCUGCACAAUCACUUUACUCUAGAUACAACUCCAAUGUCGGCGCUAUUCGCUCUUGGGAUGUACUGUCGCAAGAUGGCGUCGAAAUUUCGAGUAUGACACAAGACUUUCUGGUAAUCAUCGACUCGAUGUGUAAUCUCGAUCUACUGUACUACGCAGCAGCACAGACUGGUCAGACAGAGAUGGCUGAUGCGGCGACAACCCAUGCCAAAGCCCUGAUCAAAGCCCUUCUUCGAAACGAAACCGACGACUCUGUUGGCAGAACUAUGUACAGUACCUUUCAUGUUGUGAACUUUGACCCCAACAACGGAUCUAUUAAAGAGAAGAGGACAGGUCAGGGGUAUGCCGCAAACUCAACUUGGGCCCGUGGACAAGCCUGGGGCAUCCUCGGAUACUCGCAAACAUACAACUGGACCAAAGAUCCCCAGUUCCUAGACGCAGCUAUGGGACUUGCUGAGUACUUUAUAUUCAGACUCCUCAAGUCUCCCGACUGCGUUGAGGUACAUAUAACCGGCGAGAAUCGCACCAAGGGCCGCUAUGUACCACUGUGGGAUUUCGAUGCACCUAUAGAUACCUCUGCUCCGUUGCGAGACUCAUCUGCGGGUGUUAUUGCCGCGAACGGCAUGCUGGUACUUUCGCAAGCUUUAGCCGGCAGUGAGCUGCAUGACCUUAGUGAGAGAUAUCGAUCGAUGGCUAUUCGGAUCGUCAAGGAUACUCUUGAAUUUUCUCUAGCACAAGAAAAGUCCAAGGUCGCGUUGAAGUCUGACGGGACCUUUGAAGUUCUGGACUUGGAGCCCAAUAGCCAUUUUGAAGCUAUUCUGAAGAACGCCACGGCUAAUCACAAUGCGAAGGACUACAAGAGAUACUGGGACCAUGGGCUUGUGUAUGCGGAUUAUUAUCUUCUUGAGUUUGGAAACAGGUUGCUCAAGAUGGGUCUAGUAUAA
Fusarium venenatum is the source of this 1452-nucleotide messenger RNA. RefSeq names its product Six-hairpin glycosidase-like protein. Gene Ontology annotation, biological process: polysaccharide catabolic process. The record is from RefSeq and is a predicted model, not a curated record. NCBI's taxonomy places the organism in Eukaryota, Fungi, Ascomycota, Sordariomycetes, Hypocreales, Nectriaceae. Gene Ontology annotation, molecular function: chondroitin hydrolase activity.